Molecule: messenger RNA, 646 nt
Organism: Scheffersomyces amazonensis
Lineage: Eukaryota; Fungi; Ascomycota; Pichiomycetes; Serinales; Debaryomycetaceae
Exons: 1
Coding region: 66-314 (82 amino acids)
Cellular component (GO): mitochondrial intermembrane space
Source: RefSeq, a predicted model, not a curated record
CACUAUUGCUUUGGGUGAUAUCUUUGAAAUUUUACAGUAUAUAUAUUAGUCACUCACUUAGUACAAUGUCAUCAAGCAGAAACUCAGAUCCAUGUAAACCACAGGCUUGUGCCAUUCAAGAUUGUCUACAGGCGAAUAAGUAUGACGAAUCGAAAUGUACAAAAAUUAUUGAUGAAUUAUAUUUGUGCUGUAAGAACUUUUAUGAAAAUAAUGGUAAGGACAGUCAUACCGUAUGCUGCCCAAAGUUUAAUUUGUUACAAUUAAAGUUGAAGCAACGAGAGUUGGGGCCUAUUGAUGCCAAGUUGCUUAAUUAGUAGGAGAGUAUAUAUAUCUGCAUAAUAAAUUUUGAUGAUAUGCUCGCCCAUCGCUCGUCACUCAUCACAUAAUACAUAUAGUGUUAUGACAUCUACAGUUUAGUUAGGCUCAAAAUAACAUUCAUAAAUGAAAGUCACUCUACAGAAACUAUUAGAUAAACUAAUAUAAUGUAAGUUUAGAACCGCGUAGUCAAACUACUCAAUAAAAAUGACACGACAGAACUAGGUUGGUAAAAACACUUUGAUCUAAGGAUUACCCGAGCACGAAUUAAAACCACAUAAAGCGAUAAUAAAGAUUAUAUGUAGAGGAAAUUAUCAUAUAAUCCGUGACU